Messenger RNA from Tripterygium wilfordii, 830 nucleotides. Its product is annotated as glutathione transferase GST 23-like. Gene Ontology annotation, biological process: glutathione metabolic process. Bases 49 to 714 code for a protein of 221 amino acids. The transcript has 2 exons. The record is from RefSeq and is a predicted model, not a curated record. Gene Ontology annotation, cellular component: cytoplasm. Gene Ontology annotation, molecular function: glutathione transferase activity. NCBI's taxonomy places the organism in Eukaryota, Viridiplantae, Streptophyta, Magnoliopsida, Celastrales, Celastraceae.
UUGGGAAGGAGAAGUAAACGACUCUCACACACAAUACACUCCAAGAUAAUGGAAGAAGUGAAGGUACAUGGAGCAUGGCCUAGCCUUUAUAGUUUCAGGGUGCAGUGGGCUCUGAGGCUCAAGAAUGUCGACUAUGGUUACAUAGAAGAGGAUUUACUUAACAAAAGUGAAUUGCUUUUGAAGUACAAUCCAGUUCACAAGAAAAUUCCUGUGCUUGUUCAUGGCAGCAGACCAAUUGCUGAAUCAACUGUUAUUCUGGAGUACAUCGAAGAGACAUGGCCACAAAAUCCUCUGCUUCCAAAAGAUGCUUAUGGAAGAGCCAUGGCUCGCUUCUGGAUUAACUUCAGUGAGCAACAGAGCAUUGGUUUAUCGAUGAUUUUUUCGACAGUUGGAGAGGAACAGGAGAAGGCAGCAAGAGAAGCCAAAGAAGUAGUAAAGAUAAUAGAGGAACAAGCCCUUGGAGACAAGAAAUUUUUUGGUGGGGAUGAGAUUGGGAUGGUGGAUUUAGUGUUUGGAUGGAUUGCUUGGCUUCCAGUUAUUGAAGAAGCAUGUGGUGUUAAAGUGUUGGAUGCUGAUAGCUUCCCUCGCUUGUUUGAUUGGAUCAAGAAUUUCAAGAAUCACCCUGUGAUCAAAGACUCCUUCCCUCAUCAUGACCAAAUGUUAGCAUUCUAUAAACCCAAACGAGAGAUGAUCAUUCAAAGCUUGAAGCACUGAAUUUUUGUUAGUUUUUGAGUAUUGUACUUUAUUACAAGUAGUAUCAUAAAUAUCCUACUAAUCUUCAAAUAGAUUUGAUGUACUUUAAUAAAGUGUUCGUUUCAUGUCUUAUUCAU